AUGUUUGUGAAGAGCUCUGCUUCGGCUGGCCUUUUGGUCGCUCUGUUCAGCUACGUCUCUGCGAGUCCAGUGUGCUUGGCGAGAGAGCCCGCAGAGCCGGCCAAUGUGGUCUUGACCCCGGCCGGUGAUAGUGGAUCGAACUUGAAGCUUGCUAACCAGAACAACUUCAUCUGGACCCAUGAAGACCAAGGCAUCUAUGCCAACUUGACCGUCACGGUCAACCCGGGCGUCCGUCUCCUCAGCGCUCUCAACUUCCAGAAUGUCGUGGAAUCAGUUGACUGCGGCAGCCAAGACGUCACCGUCAAGUUUGACAGCGCCACCUCGCUGAAGGCUGCUCAGACUGCCUGGGCCUGGGUCAACCAGGCCCCCGCCAACACAAUCAUCUACGUCGCCGAAGGUGAUACCUGCGCCGGCGACAGCGGCCGACAGCCAUUCUCCGUCGAGUCCAUCACAUACGACACCACGGCAAACACCGCCACGCUGGCCGCCACCAAGACUGCGUGGAAGAGCUUCGCCCAGGACGCCAGCAUCCGAAUCAGCGGUACUCCCACCACCGGCACCAGCACACGGUCCAUUAGCAAGGACAUUGCCAUUGAUGUCAGCCACGACUUCUCCGGCCCCAUUUACAGCACCACCAUCGACGGCGUCAACCUCGGAAUCUCGUGCUCGACUUGCAACACUCAGGGCAUUCUGAAUGCUGACAUCACGCUCUCACUGUCCAACGGCUUCCAGGCUUCGGUCACCACCUCGAACAACCUCGGUGCCACCUUCGAAGUCAGCCUCACUGCUGGUGGCGCUCUCUCUUCACCACUCUCCACCUCCAUUCCCAUCUUCAGCACCGCCCUGGCCGGAUUCACCAUUGCCGACGUCGUCACCAUCGGCCCUCAACUGAACCUGGUUGCCGAUGCCUCCAUCUCCAGCUUCAGCGCCUCGGCCACCGCCACUGUCGGAGUCGAGGCAACCCUCCCCGACGGUUCUGGCUUCACUCUCGGCCAGGGCGUCAACAUCAACCCCGUCGUCAAAGCCACUGGCCUUGGGUUGAGCGGCCAGGUCUCAAUCUCUGCUAGUAUUACUCCUACUGCCACUCUGCAGCUCGCUGCCACUUUCCUCGACGAGGGUCUCGUCGGAGGAAUCGCCCUCAAAGCUCCUCAACUCACUGCCAACUUCGCCGGAGCUGCUAGCACUGCUGGCGAGACUGCUUGCGGUAACAGCAAUGCCGAAGUCUCUGUGGAGGUUGACGCUGGCGUUGAGCUUGAUGCCUUUGGAGGAUUCGGGGGUGCCAAUGACGAGCCCAAUUUGACCAAGAUUUUCUCUGCUUCUACGACUCUGUGGAAGGCUUGCCUGAACGUGUAA
Messenger RNA from Trichoderma asperellum CBS 433.97, 1353 nucleotides. RefSeq lists its product as uncharacterized. The record is from RefSeq and is a predicted model, not a curated record. Lineage: Eukaryota; Fungi; Ascomycota; Sordariomycetes; Hypocreales; Hypocreaceae.